AUGGCGGCCACCUCAAGCGUGGAAUGUGUAGACUUUUUGGAGUUUCAGGACACUUUGCAGAAGAUGAGACAAAUAGAUGACAAGAUCAUUUAUAUGCUCAACACCACUCUGCCCACGGAAUCGUUCAAGAGUCAAACUGAUCCAUCGGUGACGUGCAAAGAUCUGUUUCAGCAAAUUCAGUCGGGCCAUGCUCAACGUGAAAUAACCAUUAAAAAGUGCUUGAACCUCGUUAGAGACAGAGUGAAGGAUUUGAAAGGGAAAAGAGAUGUUAAUGGCAAUGAUCCCGAUCUUUUGAAAACUUUGAGGAAAGAACAAAAUAAACUACGUCUUCUUGAAUCGGAAUUGGGUGUUGAGGAAGUUAUAAAACAAAGAACAAAAGAAGUUUACCACGAAAGGUGCCGUGGAUAUUACAAGCCCGAAAAUAACCCAUGAAAUAAGACUGUGACUGAAGAGUUGUUUAAUAACGUGUACAAGGAUUAUCUGCCAAGUUUACUCAGUGAAAUAUAGAAAUAUAUCAUAAAAGAAUGAAACUAAUACAUCAUCAUCUGGUUUAAAAGUUUUAACUUUUUUUUUUUCAAUGCUAUAGCCUUUACUUUAUUUUACAUGGUUUGAUUUUGAAUUUUUUUUCAAAAGAUAGUUACUACUAUCUUUAUUUUAUAUACCUCAAAUGUCUCUUAUAUGGAAUGUUUUGUAAAUAUGGUGUUGAAGGGUGUAGGAAUAAACAAACUAGAUUGAAAACUUUUCCUCCAAGGAAAGGUAAUUUUG
Messenger RNA from Copidosoma floridanum, 765 nucleotides. It is a transcript of the gene Ccdc58, whose product is annotated as Coiled-coil domain-containing 58. The record is from RefSeq and is a predicted model, not a curated record. NCBI's taxonomy places the organism in Eukaryota, Metazoa, Arthropoda, Insecta, Hymenoptera, Encyrtidae. Gene Ontology annotation, cellular component: mitochondrial intermembrane space; mitochondrion.